AUGCUAAAUAAAGCAACAGAUUUGAACGAUUUAUGCUUAAAUGGUUAUAAUAGUACAGAAAAGAAAUAUAAAGAGAAAAAUAUUUUAGAUGCGCAUGAAGAUAAUAUGGAUACAUAUAAAAUUAAUAAUUUAAAUGAAAAUAUUAAAGCUGAAAAUUUGUUAGAAGAAAAAAAAUUAUUAAAAAGCCAACAUGAACUUGCAGUAAAUGAGGAGAGAAAAGAAGGAAUUUCUAACAAUAAAAAUGAAUAUAUUAAUGUAAAUAAUAACAAUGAUGAUAUAAAUAAUAAAUAUAUUAUUAGAGAUAUAAAUGUUAAUGAGCAGAAUGAAAAUAUAAAUGAAAAUAGAAAAGUAAAUGAAGACAUAAGUAAUGAGAAAGAUAAAAAUGCAAAUAUAAACUCAGAUAAAAAUGAAAAUACAAAUAAAGAUGAAAAUUUAAAUGAAGAUGCAAAUAAAAAUGAAGAUAAAAAUACAAAUGCAAAUUCAAAUAAAUAUGAGAAUUUAAAUGAAAAUUCAAAUAAAAAUGAAGAUAAAAAUACAAAUACAAACUCAAAUAAAAAUGAAGACUUAAAUAAUGAUGGAAAUUUCAAUAAAGAUGCAAAUCAAAAUGAAUAUAAAAAUACAAAUGCAAACACAAAUAAAAAUGAAGACUUAAAUAAUGAUGGAAAUUUAAAUAAAGAUACAAAUCAAAAUGAAGAUAAAAAUGCAAAUGCAAACUUAAAUAAAAAUGAAAAUAUAUAUAUAGAUGAAAAUUUAAAUGAAAAUGCAAAUCAAACUGAAGAUCAAAAUAUAAAUAUCAAUACUAAUACCAACUCCAACGCAUGCAUCAACAUCAAUACUAACAGCAUAACCAGUACUAAUACUAAUAUAAAUUCAAAUGCAGAUACAAAUACAAACGAAAAUAAUUAUAAUAUAACUAAUUAUGUUGAUACAAAUGAAAUUUACAUAAAUAGCAGUAUGAGACAAAAAAACAUGGAAGGAAUAAAUUAUUUAGCAAGUUUAUCUAAUAAUAGCUCAUUAGAAAAAAAUGAAAAAAAAAAUAAGUAUAAUUUCUUAUUAUUAAAUUCAAGUAGUGGGGAAAAAGAGGAUUUAUGUGCAUAUGAAGAAAAAUUGGGUAUUUCAUGUAGAUUUUUUAUCAAUACAUCAAAUCCUUAUGAUUUUGAUAUUAGAAUAAUAAAAGAAAAUUGUUUAACUAUAUUUCAAUUAUUAUACACGGAAAAAAAGAAAUGGUGUUCGCUCUAUAUAUGUACGCAUAAUGGUCCAAUGUCAAAUUUUAAUUAUCAUUUAUAUAAAAUUUUAUGUAGUAAAGAUGAUAUAUAUAUAUACUUUUUUUUAUUCAAGAAAUUUAUAUUUUCAUGCUACAUAUAUUUCAAUUUAGUAAGCAUUAAAAUAUAUUCUUCUUCCUCAAAUAAAGAGGACAGUAAAUUUAAUGAUUUUACAAAUAUUCUUAAUAAAAAAAGUUUUAUAAAUAAUGAAAAAAAUUACAAGAAUGAAGAAAGUAGUAUAUCUUCUAAUAAAAAGGACGAUGCCUAUAUGGAGAACAAUGAUGAAGUAAAAAAAAGCGAACUUCCUGAAGCAAAGGCAUCUUUACCUUCUAAUGAAAUUAAUUUGAAUUUUGAAAAAAUAAAGGAGCUAAGUAACGUUUAUAAUAAUAUAUAUGAUAGUAAUAAAAGUGAAGAAUCUAAAAUUUUAAAUUUUUUAUAUGACCCAUGUAAGCAUUUAUAUGGAAAUAAGCUUAAUAUUUGUUCAAGUUAUUUAAAUUUUUUUGAUAUGAAUCAAUCAGAUAUAAAAAAAAAAUUACAAUUAUUUAUUAAUACGCAUUCUCCAACUAUGAUAAAUAUUACAAAAAAAUGGAAUUCUUUUUAUUUAAAUAAGAGUAAGAUUUGCUCUUUUGUAGAAAAAUAUAAGGACAUAAAAUUUUCUUCAUUUGAUAAUUCUAGAAAAGAUAGCACAGAAAAAUUUAUUAAUUCAUUUGUUGAAACUUUUUCUGUUAUAAAAAAUUUUAAUAAUAAACAAAUUAAAGAAGAAAAAGAAAAAGAUGAUGAAGAGCAAUAUUCUGAAAAUGAACAUAUUUUACUUAAAAAUGAAAAAAAGAAUAAUAAUACUUCAACAUAUAAAAUUGAAGAAAAUAAUAACACAAUUUCUAUAUUAAAUGAAAGCACAAAAAAUGAAAAUAAAUCAUUAGAUAAUAUAAUUGAUCAAAAUAAUAAAAUAAAAGCACCAGAUAACAAUAUACAACUUUUAAAUUAUAACAUUAUUAAUAUUCAUGAAAUUUCAAGUAAUACAGAUAAUUUUAUAAUCAAUGAAAACAAAACAAUUCAGAACAAAGAUGAAAUUGGAAACCAAAAUUUCAGUUUUAAAGAUGAUACUCAGAAUAAUAUAUUUAGUAAAAAUAAUAAUGAAAAAAUUGAGGGAUCCUCUGAAAAUAACAUUGAUAAAGAUAAUUACACUAAUAAAGAUGAUAGUUCAAAUGAUAUUAAUAAAAACGAAAAUGACAUGAAUAGCAUGACUAAAAAUAAAGAAGACCUAAGUAAUAUUAAUAAUAAUUCAAAUAAUAGUAAUGAUAAAACAAUUAAUGAUGAUAAUAAUAAUGAUAAAACAAUUGAUGAUAAUAAUAAUAAUGAUAAAACAAUUGAUGAUAAUAAUAAUAAUGAUAAAACAAUUGAUGAUAAUAAUAAUCAUAAAACAAUUAAUGAUAAUAAUAAUAAUGAUAAAAUAAUUAAUGAUAAUAAUAACAAUGAUAAUAAUAAUAAUGAUAAAAUAAUUAAUGAUAAUAAUAACAAUGAUAAUAAUAAUAAUGAUAAUAAUAAUAAUGAUAAUAAUAUUAAUGAUAAUAAUAAUAAUGAUAAUAAUAAUAAUGAUAAAACAAUUAAUGAUAAUAACAUUAUUGCAAAUAUAAAUGAAAGCAAUUAUAAUGGUUGCAACAUAAACAUUAGUAAUUCAUUUAACAAUAAUGACAACAUGAAUAAUGAUAUUAAUGAUAAUAUAAUUAGCACUAGCAUUUGUAGUAAUAAUAAUAGUAAUCAUAAUGAAGGUAUUAGUAAUAUCAGUAAUGAUGAAACAUAUAAUAAAAUAUUUAAUACAAACAAAAAAAAAGUUACAAAUAUUAUAUGUGAGGAUUAUACCAAUGUUACAAGUAAUAAUAAGAAUGAAAAUAAUAAAGAAAAUUGUUUUAAUGAUACAAAGGAAAAUGUUUUCAAUUGUGUAGAAAGUAAAGAAAAUAUAUUGGAAUUAAAUAUGUUAAAUAAAAAUUGUUUACCUAAUAAUAUAAUUUUAAAUAAUUUAAAUAUAUUAAUCACUGAUUUAAAUGAAUUAUAUGAUUAUUUAGAGAACACUAAAGAUAAAACUAUAAAACUAGAUACCAAUUACUUACUAAAAGAAGAAAACAGUGGAAGUAAAAAUAAUACAUUUAGUACAAAGGGUGAGAAUAAUAUAAAUAACUUAUAUAAAGAAAUAAAAUCAGAUAAAGAAAUGUAUCAUAAAAAAGACGAAUAUUUUAAUAUAGAAAUAUCAUCUGUUGACAUGAAAAGUUUUUGUUCUGUGUGUUCAGGAAUUCAAUAUGAUAAUUUUGAAAAUAGUCUUAAUCAUUCAGAGGAAAAUAAUUACAAAAAGAUUGAAGUAUUUAUGAAAGAAAGUGACUUUUUUUGUAAUUGCAAUAAUAUUAAUAGCUAUCACAAUGAAUUGUUAAAUGAAAAUUAUAACUACAAGGUUUGCUUUAAUGGUGAUCAACCUAAUGAAGAAUAUUACGUGAUAAAAAAAGAUGAGAUGAAGAGAGUGAAUGGGAAAAAGGAUGAUCAUAUAAAUAUGGAUAAUGAAGAAGAUAUGAAUGAGGAAGAACAACAAAAUGGAAAAAACGAACUUAAAAAUAGGUGUCUAGCAAAAAAUAAAAAUAAAAUAUGGGUACAAAAUAAGGAUUUAGAAAAAAAGCCUUUGACUAGUAGAGAGUUAAGAAAUAUAAGAAGAAACAAAAUAGCUAAAAAUCAACAGGAUCAAAAAAAUAAGUCAGCAAAAUCUACACAGAAUUUUGACUUAAAGUCACCUAGAGUUAAAAAAUUAGAGAAAUUUACAAAUGUUGAUCAAGAAGAACUUAGAGAAGUUUUUGGACCGACAGGAGUUUCAGGUGUUUACUUUGAAAAAAGUAGAAGUAGUUGGACUGCUCAAUAUAAAGUUAGUGGAGGAAAAAGAAGAGCAAAAAGAUUUUUAGUUACUAAAAAUAUGACUUAUGAAGAAAUAGAAAAUGUAAAACAACAGUGUAUAGCAUAUAGAAAACAAAUGGAAAAGGAGUAUGUAAAAGAAUUUUUAAAUGAAGAAAAAAAAAAAGCAAAUAAUAUGAAUUGCUCUAUAAGAAAACCUAAAAGAAAAAGAAAAAUGAAAAAUUUUUAUGAAUGUUAA
Messenger RNA from Plasmodium relictum, 4389 nucleotides. It is a transcript of the gene AP2-G2, whose product is annotated as transcription factor with AP2 domain(s), putative. Gene Ontology annotation, biological process: regulation of DNA-templated transcription. The transcript has a single exon. The record is from RefSeq and is a predicted model, not a curated record. Gene Ontology annotation, molecular function: DNA-binding transcription factor activity. Lineage: Eukaryota; Apicomplexa; Aconoidasida; Haemosporida; Plasmodiidae. The coding region runs from base 1 to 4389 and encodes 1462 amino acids.